AGAGAGGCCAAUCUCUCCCCAUAUUUAUGAAAAUUCUGUCGAAGAUACAGAAGCCCUCACUUUUGCUUCUUUGCCGGCCAUGACGCCAAUUUCCGGCAGGGCCACCGCUCUUCUUCUCCUCAUCUUUAUAUGGCCGGUUAUUGCCGCAGAAAAUGGUGGUUCUGAAGAUACGACAAAGCUUCAGUUCAGAGAAGCUCCUAAGUUCUAUAACUCCCCAAUUUGUCCUUCUCUCAAUUGGGUUACCGCCGCCGCCGCCGGAGGCGGCGGCGGCCUUUCUGGUCGGCUUUGCUUCGAGAAUGCGGUGCAUGUAGCGAUGACGCUUGAUUCGGCUUAUCUCCGGGGGUCAAUGGCGGCGAUUUUCUCCGUUCUUCAGCACUCUUCUUGCCCGGAAAAUAUAGUGUUCCAUUUUGCGGCGGCGGCGUCGGCCGACGCCGCCGCCUCACUCAACCACACCAUUGCCAAGUCGUUUCCCUAUCUCCGGUUCGGAAUCUACCGGUUUGACGACUCGGCCGUGGCCGGUCUGAUUUCCACUUCCAUUAGGGCGGCGUUGGAUUGCCCCUUAAACUACGCGCGCAACUACCUCGCCGAUCUACUCCCGCCAUGCGUCCGCCACGUGGUCUACCUCGACUCCGACCUCGUACUCGUCGACGACGUCGCCAAGCUCGCCGCCACGCCGCUUCACAACGACGCCGUACUCGCGGCGCCGGAGUACUGCAACGCGAAUUUCUCGGCGUAUUUCACGCCGACAUUCUGGUCAAACCCUUCCCUCUCCUUAACCUUCGCGAACCGGAAGGCGUGCUACUUCAACACCGGAGUCAUGCUCAUCGAUCUCCGCCGCUGGAGAGCCGGAGACUACACCACCAAGAUCGUGGAAUGGAUGGAGCUUCAGAAGAGGAUGCGGAUUUACGAGCUGGGUUCUUUGCCGCCGUUUUUGCUAGUUUUCGCCGGAAAUAUAGCUCCGGUGGAUCACAGAUGGAACCAGCACGGGCUCGGCGGCGACAACUUCCGAGGUCUUUGCCGGGAUUUACACCCCGGUCCGGUCAGCCUACUGCAUUGGAGCGGCAAGGGUAAACCCUGGGCUCGACUCGACGCUAACCGGCCAUGUCCGCUUGAUGUUCUCUGGGCACCAUAUGAUCUCCUACAAACACCAUAUGUUCUUGAAUCUUGAUUCCGAUUGAUGGCGUUUUCAAGUUUGAAGCUAAGCACGAGAGAGAGUAGAGAUCUGGGGUUAUAUAUAUAGAGAUCCUCCUCAAUUGUGUUAUAUGUACAUGGCAUUAUAGAAGCGAUAUGAUAUGAUGCAAGAAAGGUAAGAGGUUUUGAUUAACUUAUAAUUACUUGUAAAUUAUAAUAUAAUUAUUAUGACGUAUAAGCAAGAUCUUGUACUAUAUAUAACUAGCACGUACUAGUAUGUAGUUAGUUUCUGCAGAAUGUACUAUGUGCUAGUGGUGACAUCAUACAGUCAAAUUAUAAACUAUCCAAGAAAGGAGAAAAUUACGCAUAUAA
Ipomoea triloba (trilobed morning glory) is the source of this 1503-nucleotide messenger RNA. Its product is annotated as probable galacturonosyltransferase-like 1. NCBI's taxonomy places the organism in Eukaryota, Viridiplantae, Streptophyta, Magnoliopsida, Solanales, Convolvulaceae. The transcript has 2 exons. The record is from RefSeq and is a predicted model, not a curated record. Gene Ontology annotation, cellular component: Golgi apparatus. Gene Ontology annotation, molecular function: glycosyltransferase activity. The coding region runs from base 80 to 1168 and encodes 362 amino acids.